This is a messenger RNA of Cydia splendana, 3916 nucleotides long. RefSeq names its product alpha-aminoadipic semialdehyde synthase, mitochondrial (gene LKRSDH). The coding region runs from base 240 to 3029 and encodes 929 amino acids. The transcript has 20 exons. Gene Ontology annotation, cellular component: cytoplasm. Gene Ontology annotation, molecular function: saccharopine dehydrogenase activity. Lineage: Eukaryota; Metazoa; Arthropoda; Insecta; Lepidoptera; Tortricidae. The record is from RefSeq and is a predicted model, not a curated record.
UAGAUGCUGCAAGACCCGCUAAGAAUGACAUAUGAUUGUUCGGCCGAGAAUCAAACAUAUAAUGAGCUAUCAUUAUCACGAAUUGAUAACGUCAGUCGAUUGUUAUUCUCAACUAAGGAGCUCCUUACUCUAAAUAAGAUUAUACACAAAUAGUUUACCCACGCGCUUCGUAUGAAGCACGUCGGAUCUGUGGCUCAUUAUAUUACCAAUUUAGUAUAAUUAUUAAUUAUAAUAGGAAAAUGUUACAUAAAACGGCCGCGUUGCGCUCGAAGCGCAUACAUCAGAUGGCAUACUAUUCGACAGCAAAAUCACGGAAAGUGAUAGCCAUCCGUCGCGAAGACCAAUCAGUAUGGGAACGGCGGGCGCCAUUCGCUCCAUUAAACGUGAAUCGCUUCGUGCGGAACGGAAUCAAGGUCAUCGUGCAGCCCUCCAACAGGCGCGCUUACCCCAUGCAGUCCUACAUAAGCGCUGGCGCAGUGAUCCAGGAAGACAUCAGCGAAGCCAACGUGAUCUUUGGCGUGAAGCAGACCCCCAUAGACCUCCUCAUCCCAAACAAGACUUACUGCUUCUUUUCGCACACCAUCAAGGCACAGGAGGCCAAUAUGCCCAUGCUGGAUGCCAUUUUGGCUAAGAACAUCAGACUGAUAGACUACGAAAAGUUGAUGGACGAUGCAGGCAACCGAGUGGUAGCGUUCGGGAAGUACGCGGGCGUCGCGGGCAUGAUCAACAUACUACAUGGACUCGGGCUGCGACUCCUGGCGCUGGGGCACCACACGCCCUUCAUGCACAUUGGACCAGCUCACAACUACCGCAACUCCAGCAUGGCGCGGCAAGCCAUCAGAGACGCCGGGUACGAGGUGGCGCUCGGCAUGAUGCCUAAAUCACUGGGACCGCUGACCUUCGUGUUUACCGGCUCAGGAAACGUUUCCCAGGGAAGUCAAGAAAUAUUCUCCGAGUUACCUCACGAAUACGUUCCACCGGAAAUGCUCAGAAAAGUAGCGGAACACGGAAGUCCAAACAAGAUCUAUGGUUGCGAAGUGCGCCGGCGGCACCAUUUGGAGAGGAAAAAUGGCGGCGGCUACGAUGCGCAGGAGUACGAAGAACACCCUGAGCGAUACAUCUCUACCUUCGCGCAAAAGAUAGCGCCAUACACGUCGGUGCUGGUGAACUGCAUCUACUGGGCGGUGGACAGCCCCAAGCUGCUGACCAUCCCCGACGCCAAGCACCUCCUCAUCCCCUCCAACACGCCCUGGCUGCCCAAGAGCAUCGGCGCGCCCGCGCUGCCGCACCGAAUGCUGGCUAUUUGCGACAUCUCAGCGGAUCCAGGCGGCUCCAUCGAGUUCAUGAACGAAUGCACCACCAUCGACACGCCCUUCUGCCUCUACGACGCGGAUCGGAAUAAGGACACUAAGAGUUUCAAGGGCCCAGGCGUGCUGGUGUGCUCUAUCGACAACAUGCCAACGCAGCUGCCGCGCGAGUCUACGGACUUCUUCGGAGACUUGCUCUUCCCGUACGCUGAGGACAUCAUGAAGUCUGAUGCUUCGCGGCCGUUGGAGGAACACAACUUCUCUCCCGUCGUUCAAGGAGCCAUAAUCACGAGCAACGGCAAACUGACACCACCUUUCGAAUACAUCAACGAAUUGCGAUCAUCAAACAAUCGAUCUCGCCACAAGGUGGAAGGCGACGACCGGCAGAACUCGGUGGUCAUCCUGGGCAGUGGGCUGGUGGCAGCUCCCGUGGUCGAGUACCUCGCUAAGGAGAAGAAUAUCUCUGUUACUAUCGCGUCCCAAGUAAAGGAGGAGGCGGACGCCCUAGCGGAGCGGUACGGCGUGCGCUCCGCGUACCUACAAGCGGACGACGAUGCCGCGUUACGCGCUAUGGUGUCGCGCGCGCGUCUCGUGGUGUCUUUGUUGCCUUAUGAGCUGCACGGUGCCGCUGCGAGAGCCGCUAUUGAAGCUGGAGCUCAUAUGGUCACGGCUUCUUAUGUGAGGCCUGAGGUUCAGGAGUUACAUAGCCGUGCCAAGGAGGCCGGAGUGACGAUCCUCAACGAAGUUGGCCUGGACCCCGGCAUCGACCAUCUUCUGGCUCUCGAGUGCAUCCACGACGUCCAGAACCAUGGCGGCAGAGUAGACUCCUUCGUCUCUUACUGCGGAGGUCUGCCGGCGCCUGAGUUCAGUGACAACGCGCUGAGGUACAAAUUCUCGUGGAACCCGCGAGGCGUGCUGCUCAACACAAUCUCCGCAGCUAAAUAUCUAAGCAGAGGACAGAUAGUGGAGGUGCUCAGCGGCGGCGAGCUGAUGUCCGUAGCUCGUGAACUAGACUUCCUACCCGGCUUCGCUUUCGAGGGCUUCCCAAACCGCGACAGCACGCAGUACGCCAAGCUGUACGGAAUCGAGGACGCGCACACCAUUUUCCGGGGCACCAUCCGGUACAGAGGUUUCGCCGAAACAAUGAUCGCUAUGCAGCUGUUCGGCUUGGUGGACCCGAACCCUCACCCCUCACUCCAUCCAGAAGGACCUGAAAUUACUUGGCGUCAAUUCGCCUGCGAGCUGCUAGGCCUCACAGACUCUUCCAUCUUCUAUGAGAACCUGAAGACGCGCCUGACGGAGCGCAUCGGCGGCGCUGGCGCGGCCGGGCUCGAGUCUCUGGGGCUUCUCGAGGAUAGUGUUAUUGUCAAGAGGAACACGCCGCUCGACACUGUCAGCCAUUACUUGACUAACAAGUUGAAAUUAGGCGACGACGAGACAGACUUCGUGGUGCUUCGGCAUGAAGUUGGCGUGACAUGGCGAGACGGGCGCAAGGAGAGGCGUGAGGUCACCAUGACUGUCCGCGGCGAGCCAGCGGGAUACACGGCUAUGGCGCGCACCGUGGGGCUACCUACUGCUAUCGCCGCCAAGAUGAUCAUAGACGGUGAAAUUCAAGAGCGAGGCGUUGUGCUUCCCUUCGCACCGGUCGUCUACAAGUCGCUGCUCUCGCGGCUGCGCGCGCACGGCGUCACAGCACGCGAGAUAAGCCGCCCUCUCAACUAAACGUCAUAUCUUAGAGCGGGAAAGUAGCAUAGUGCUUCCGCUGGACGUGUCGCCAGCGUGUCGCUCGCUGAACGGGCUAGGCUGCUGUCAAAGGUUUUGAUAGAUGGCGCCAUAGGUUUCGCCCGUCUUUAGAUUUGUUCCAUUUUCCCGGCCAUGACAUUCCAAAGAAAAAAACAAGAAUUUGACAGUAUUCGCAAGACUGACAGGUAAAACCUAUGCUGGCGCCAUCUGUGAAUUACUUCAACCGGCCAACCCAAAUAGAGUAACUGGACUAUAUCUAUAAAAACUCGAUGAUACUAGACGUAUGAACUCACACCUCAUUCUCACAGUUUUAAGAGUGAGACAGAUAACGCAGAACGGCUCUUUGGAAAGUUUUUACCAAGUCAAAUACAAGUUAUCACUGGUAUAAGUAUUGCAUUUUGUACUCCAUGAACAUAAUACGAACAGGGAGGUUUCACUUUCAUCGAAUUAGUCAAAUUCAUUAACUACAUAUUAUAUUUAAAAUUUAUUUGUCUGAUUUGAAAAUGACGUUAGAGAAUACGAGUCACUAUGUAUGUUGUUUGAACGAAAAAAGGGGAUGUGUAUUUAUAGGUACCUACAUAUAAGUAGCUACAUAAGUAAAAUAGCUAUUUACUUAAAAGUAUGUCGAAUUUUUAAUUACGCUUUCAUCCUUCAAUACAACUUUUCUUCAAGUGUUACAAAGUUUUACAUAGGUAGGUACAAACUUGAAUUUGUUACUGUAAGAAAAAUCUAACCAAAAAUAUCUGCAAUCGUAGACCUGUUACGGACCUACGGCGUAGCAAUUGCUACAAUUGUAAUGAGCUGCGCAGCUUAUGCGUAUGUUAGGGCUUGUGCACAAAUCACGAUAGAUCGAUCACGUUGGGGGA